Lathyrus sativus (Indian pea) is the source of this 312-nucleotide messenger RNA. The record is from the annotation of a GenBank genome assembly. NCBI's taxonomy places the organism in Eukaryota, Viridiplantae, Streptophyta, Magnoliopsida, Fabales, Fabaceae.
AUGAGGAAAAUCUAUGUGCAAUUGGUGGAUGAUCAAUGCAUAACCAACUGGAGCCACUUGAUCAUACAUAAUGAUGUUAGGCCGCGUGUAGUGUUGUUCUGUUGGCUUGCUUGUCAUGGUCAUUUGGCAACGAAAGCAAGAGCCUUAAAGGAUAUUUGGAAAGAAGUGUUACAGUGGUUGGGCAUUGUUCCUCAUCUGCAUAGUUGGAAGGAUGAACUUGGCUGGAUCUUGAGUCAAACUAGAGGUAAAGGGAGACAUGCUGGUAUAAUCAAAAUGGUUGCUGCUGAGACAAUAUAUGAAGUUUUGCGUUAG